UUUCCGGUACCCGGAUUCAGCGAUGGUUGCUCCGGAGCCCGUCCGCUAGCCUGUCCUUAUUAGACAUCCUCUGGUUGCUCCUAGUUAUUUCUGGAAGUCGACAUUGAACGAGAUUCGUGUAAGUGUCGCUGUGAAAUUUCUUCCUCGAUGUCAGUAAACCUUUUUAUUAAUCCAUCUAGAGCUUCAUCAACCCGAGAGGUUUACAGUAGACAUCGGCUAAAAGCGGUGUGGAUGUGACACUACUUCCUGUUUAGGAAGUGUGCAGACAAUUGGACCACAGUCGAUUUGGAUAAAUUGUGGUAAACCUUUUCUUCAGCUUAAUAGCCGCUGAUAAAGUUUUUCGGCAGGAUGACACAAAACGAGCAAUGUCAAAUGAUCUUCCAAGGGUUCAAAGAAGUGGUUUCCAUCUCCGCCCCCACUACCGGUGUCCUAACAGUGGCACUGCUAUCCUGUGCAUUGUUUGGCAUCCAAACAUAUUUCAACUUAACCCAAGGUGUCUUUAGCAUUGGUGACUGUGUUUUUCAAAAUGGACACCUCUACGGGAUCUUGCUGUUCCCUUUUUACCACAAAACCUUCCCUCAGCUUCUCAUGAGCAUUGCGACCCUGCCGUUUCUCAGUGGCAGUCUGGAGAAAUGUUUUGGUACUCUGCGUUUCCUGUUGUUGUUCUUCCUGAUGUCGACCACCUUAGGCUCCACUUACACCUUCCUGGAUUUCUUGCAGUUGGACGGCAGCCCUGUUCCCGCAGAGGGGCUGCUUCCAGUGGGCCUGGCAUGUGUGUCUUUAAUCACCAGGCACACUCACAUGACAAGAGGUUUCCUGUGUGGAGUCCAUUUCCCCAGCAUGGCUUUUCCCUUGGUGUUACUCUUAAUCACCACGGCCCUGGUUCCUCAGAGCGCGCUGACCUGUAACGUCCUGGGCGUAGUGGUUGGGUGGAUGUACGCUAGAGGAUGUUACUCUGUUCUGGACUUGUCUGAAGCCAGGGCUGGCGUUGUGGAGAAGAUGAUACCUUUCAGGUGGUUGAGGAGCAUCAGAUGGGUUAUAUUUGUCCCUGCUUCCAAGGAAGAGCGGAAUAAGACCCUCCUUCCACAAAUCAAUCCCACGGCUGGAUCCUACCCGGUCCAGGCUUACGCUCCAGUGUCCAGCAUUAACACUGCUGGUACCACGGCCGAGUCUUACGAAGGCUGGCCGAAUUUGACCGGUACUCUGUCCGGUCACACACCACCUCCCAACCCUCUUGGGCAUGCCUCUGCACAUGGUUUUGGACUAAGUCAUGGACACCCACAGCAGAACAUUGGCCAUAGCUGCAACCAUAGUCACGGUCAACCUUAGCCAUUGUUAUUAAUUUGAUUGGCUUUACACAUCCCAUCAAUACUGCUCUUAUUUAUCACUAUUGGACACCUGCAGCUCUCUUGUCAUUGGAUUAUGUUGUCUACGUGAAAUGUUUGGACACGUGGUUGAAAUGUGUUUACUGUGCUUCUACUGUAAUUACAGGAUAUUUCUAGUGUUAUUUGUGUCUUUUGUACAGUAAUGUAUUUGUUUUGUAGUUAAUAAUAAUGCAAAUAAAUGUGUACACAAAUUAAGUCUUUUAAGCAUUUACAUAUGAAAAAACCUAGUAAUGGGUGUAUAUAUAUAUAUAUAUAUAUAUAUAUAUAUAUAUUUAUUUUUUAUGUGUGUGUGUGUGUGUAUAGAUACAUACAAAUAAAGCAUGUGCAGGAUAACACAUUAGAUAUUAUUGUGAAUAUAUUUAUACUGGUUUAAAGCUCCCAAAACUUUAGUGAACUAGAAAAAGACUGUUCUGACCCCCAUCAGGUCUUCAUCAAUACAACACAGUGGACAUGGUAUAUCUGUAUAUGUGUAUAUGGGCACAAGACCAAUUACAUCUGGCUGAUGUCAAGGUCAAGUGAUCAAACAAAACAUAUUUAAUAUGGCUCUCAAAAGUGAUUUUAAAACAUGAAACAGUUGCUAAAAGUAAGGUAGAACAUCCCAGACCUGAUUUAAGACAUACAAAACAGGUAAAGUUAAAAUUUAUUUGGUUCACUUGACAAUGAUGUCAGCAGAAUGUAAUUAGUUUUGUGCCUAUAUAUGAUAUCUUGUUGGCCAUUUGUCUGAUGUAACAUUGAUUUGUGUGUAUGCUAGUUAAGUCCUUGGAGCUUUAAUUCCCUGUUCUCUUAGAAAAAUGUACUGCUCUUAUGUUCUUUGCAGUUUUUAACUUACUUGAAAAUAAUAAUAAAAACAUGAUUAACAAUUAUAAUAGAA
This is a messenger RNA of Dicentrarchus labrax (European seabass), 2256 nucleotides long. RefSeq names its product rhomboid domain containing 2 (gene rhbdd2). The transcript has a single exon. Gene Ontology annotation, molecular function: serine-type endopeptidase activity. Bases 349 to 1329 code for a protein of 326 amino acids. Gene Ontology annotation, cellular component: membrane. NCBI's taxonomy places the organism in Eukaryota, Metazoa, Chordata, Actinopteri, Moronidae. The record is from RefSeq and is a predicted model, not a curated record.